Molecule: messenger RNA, 903 nt
Organism: Oldenlandia corymbosa var. corymbosa
Lineage: Eukaryota; Viridiplantae; Streptophyta; Magnoliopsida; Gentianales; Rubiaceae
Source: the annotation of a GenBank genome assembly
AUGACGAUAUCUUCUGUUCUUGAUACUCAUCGGAAACGUGUAUCUGACACUCUUUCCGAAUCCAAUAAAGUAGUUUCUCGAGGAAUUGAUAGGAUUAAUCAGAUACUAUGUGAUUUGAUUCGUAGUAUUAUGAUGAGAUUAGAUUCGUCUAGUUUUGCCAGAUGCAAGAGUGUUAGCCCUAUCUGGAAGAAAAUGUUUAGUGAUAGAGUUCUCCAAUUGUCUGUUCGAGAAUUUCAUGCACAAAACAAUGAUGAAGUUGUUAUUUUUGGAUGCAAGUAUAUCAAAGGAGUGCAUCAACCGCAUCCAAUCACUUUUGUCGAUGUUAACCUAUUUAAUGGCAACGUUUUUGGGUUUUCAACAGAUGAAGUUUUAACAGUUGAUGAAUACGGAGUCAAUUCCAUGCUUCCAAUAACUACAGACUUGAUAUGUUUGAAAACCAAGUAUACUAUCAAACUUCUAAAUCCAACAUCUGGUCAGUGGACGAAUCAAAUGAUAGGAAAAAUAUUUUCAUGGAGUGUAGAUCAAGUGUUGACACCUUCUACACAAAAUUGGAAUUUUGUGAAUAAAAGAUGUCCAACCAUUGUUGAUGGAGACUGGCUUCGGUGUCCCAAUAGCUCGAAUAAACAGAUUGAGUUGCUGGAUUUAAAAGGGAAAAUUUGUGUUUGCAAUCCAGAGUACGUCAGGUAUUCAAAAAUGUUUGAAUUAUGGAGUUGCAAUCAGGAUGAUCGUGGUAAUUGGUACUGGAAAUCUGAAUACAACAUUAAGAUCCACUUGGAUAUAGGUCUGUCUUCCGCUCCGUUUUCUGAACCUUAUUUUCAUACAUGGGGUAGGCCAUUGUUUCUAUGUCCAAAAUCGUCUGACAGAGGAGAAUUUCUGGUUACUUCAACUCGAAGAAGUGAGUAA